Gastrolobium bilobum is the source of this 1687-nucleotide messenger RNA. RefSeq lists its product as uncharacterized. The transcript has 3 exons. The record is from RefSeq and is a predicted model, not a curated record. The coding region runs from base 355 to 1509 and encodes 384 amino acids. Gene Ontology annotation, molecular function: protein binding. Lineage: Eukaryota; Viridiplantae; Streptophyta; Magnoliopsida; Fabales; Fabaceae.
UCUCUGUUGUGCGGAAGAGCAUAGACCACAAAAUUUCACUGUUCUUCCUUUGUUUCUUCUGAUUCCAAAACCAUGCACGAGAAUUCUCCUGGUUCUCGAUUCAACUUCAAAAUGGGGUUUUCUUUCUCUUUCAAGUGCACAAACAACAUUGAAAUUUUCUACCAUUUGAGAAAGGUCGUGAGUGAAACACAAAAUCAUGGCGGCACCUGUAAUCCUUAGCAUCAUGUUCUUGUGUUUUUUUUUUCUUUCUAAAGUUCAAAUGUUGCAUUACAACAGAAGUGUGUCGAAUAUGCCUUCUUCCUUAUAAGAGGGUUUUAAGCUCAAUCAUAGAGGCACAAAGAGAGGCGAGAGAGAAUGUCGGCGCAAAGGAAAUCGGGAAUGGCGAAAGGGAAUGAUGACGGCGAUGCAAACCAACAUUGUCCAAAGGGCCUGCCUCCAUCAUCAUCAUCCGGCAAAUUAAUGAAAAAGGAAACAGAGAGCAGUCAGCUUCCUUGGGAUGCACUUGAUAUCAUUUCCAACAAACUAGAUUUUGAUGACCUCUUUCAAUUUGCUGGAGUGUGCAAGAACUGGAGGACAUUUCAUAAAUUUUUCUGGAAAAAUUUCAUGUCUUCACAAGCACCGUUGCUUGUUCAAUCUUCUUCAUACGCUAAGAAAGCUUAUUUUUUCAUUAGCAUAUCUGAACGAAAAGUUUACCGCGCAAACGUGGAUUACUUCUGGGGGUUAGCCUAUUCGGGGUCUUCUUGUGGAUAUUUAAUCCAUGCGGGAGCUGAUAAUACACUUCUACUAAUGAAUCCUUUUACAAGAAGAAAGAAGUUAAUCAGUACGUUGGCCCUUGAAGGUAAUUUGCAAUAUAUAUCUUGCCAGCCCUUACUUGCUUUUGUCAAAGGUUCUGAAGAAUUUAUCUUGGUGGUUUUAUGUAAAAGAUCUUACAGUUUGCAUAUUUAUCAAUCUCGACAUUCUUGUUGGGUUACUUAUUCAACAAGAGGAAAUCCAUGGAAGGUUGUGGACUUUGUGGUUUUGAAUAAUACUCUGUAUGCUCUCACUGACGAGGCCAAGAUAGGGGUAUUGAGCCUGAAUUCUGCAUGUCUGAAAUUUCUAGCACUGAAGAAUACUCCCAGUGUAACUUCCUCAUACCUUAAGUUGGUUAGUAAUGAUGGGCAGCUUUUAGUGGUUCAUUUUGAACCAAAGGAAACAUUUGAUGUGUACAAGAUAGACUUGUCAGCCAUGGAAUGGAUCAGGUUGGAAACUUUGGGUGACCUUGCAUUGUUUUAUGCUACGCGGACAAACUGCUAUGCUUUGAGCAACCCUGGUAAGUGGGGUUAUGAUAGCAACUCUGUGUAUUACAUUGUGGCUGCAUUACCAGAAUGCCAAGUAUAUUCAGGGGAUAAUAAACUGAAAUAUUGCAUUGUACCUAGUGGUCUUCGAGCUCCUUCUAGGUCAAGCUUCUACUGGUUGGAUUGGUGUUUUCGACAUCAACAUAAUGAGGUAGAUUAUUCCAUGGUCGAGUAACCUCGUUUCUUGACACCAUGCAGCUUGUGACCUUGUUCCUUGUGUUUCCCUUUUGUUUCCUAAUAAUUUAACUAGACUGGAUAGACUUAUCAUGGUAUCUAGUUUCCAUGACUCUGCUCAGAUUUUUAUUUGACUUUGGAUUAUUGUUUACCUGGUAAUUUCCCGGUUUAUCUUUCUA